CUCCGUUUUCAAGGUUGCAGGACCCUGCAGUGUCAUCCCCGGAGACGUUUUCCAAAUUAACCGGUCAUGUCUUGUGAUAGCUCCUGCCUCGGUCGGUUCUUGCAAUAAGAACUCGCAUUCCCCUGGGCAUCCGAAGCUUCCCUGUGCUCUAACGACAGAGCCUAUCACUAUCUCAGGAUGCCUAGUAUUCGGCUUGGCGUGGCUCUAGCCAGCAGCUUAGCAACCGCACUUGUGUUUCUGCAACUGUUCUCCUUGCUUCAGAACCAUUACCAGCCACUCAAAGUCGCUGCACAGCCUAAGUGGGUGCAUCGAGCGGCUGCCACGGCGGCGGAUGAUGAUGAUGAUGGUAUCUUCUUGCUAGGUGCAGGGAAGGCGGAUAUUACGGGGCCGGUUGUCGAACUAGGGCUGAAUGGAUAUGCUAGCCUGGAACAGAUUGGGACUGGUCUUCGGCAGAGAAUUUAUUCUCGUGCGUUCAUUGUUGCCGAUGCCAAUAGUCCGGAUGAUACCUUUAUCUAUCUCAUCAUGGAUGCCUUGACGGGUGACACUGCUGUGCGACAUGGCGUGCUCGCGGGUCUUGCUAGCCUAGGUGGCGACUAUGCUCGGUACACCGAGCAGAAUGUUGCCCUUACCGGAACCCACUCUCAUUCCGGUCCCGGAGCCUGGAUGAACUAUCUUCUUCCCCAGAUUCCGACGAAGGGAUUUGAUAAAGAAAGCUACCAGGCGCUUGUCGAUGGGGUUCUACUUUCUAUCCAGCGAGCCCAUGAGAGUCUGGCACCUGGGCGUCUGAGCUUUGGGUCGAUCGACCUCGAGGAUGCCAAUAUCAACCGAAGCCCCUACGCCUAUGAUGCCAAUCCGACGGAAGAAAAAGCCCGAUACUCGGCAAACGUGGAUAAGACGUUGACCCUCCUGAGAUUUGAUCGAGAAUCCGACAACAAAACCACGGCCGUGCUGACCUUCUUCCCGGUCCACGGCACAUCGAUGUACGAAAACAAUACCCUAGUCACUGGGGACAAUAAAGGAGUCGCCGCCUGGCUGUUCGAGAGAAGUGUCCAGGGCGACUCAAAGUUUGCAGAUGGCUUUGUGGCAGGGUUUUCCCAGUCGAAUGUCGGCGAUACCAGCCCUAAUGUCCUGGGAGCCUGGUGUGAGGAUGGCUCUGGGCAGGAAUGCCGAUACUCGGAUAGUACAUGUGGCGGAAAGACCGAAGACUGCCAUGGCCGUGGGCCCUUCUUCCGCGAGAAGGAUAAUGGCGCCAAGAGCUGCUUCGAGAUCGGACGGCGGCAGUAUGCCGCUGCGAAAGAAUUAUACAGCCAGCUGGAUUCCAAUCCUGUUCGGAUCUCUUCAAGCACCGACGUCCGCUCUUUCCAUGUAUACCAAGACCUGUCCAACUACACCUUUGUAUCACCAUUCAAUGGCAGCACCCUGCAGACAUGCUCGGCAGCGCUGGGAUUCUCAUUCGCCGCCGGCACCACCGACGGUCCGGGAGUAAUGGACUUCACCCAGAAUGGCACUGGGCCGGCGGAUUCCAACCCUCUGUGGUAUGUUGCUCGCGCGUUCGUUCAUCAGCCGUCGAAAGCCCAGCAGGCGUGUCAAGCGCCAAAAGAGAUCCUUCUUGACAUCGGACCAAUCACACAGCCGUACGCUUGGGCACCGAAUAUUGUGGACAUUCAGCUCCUGCGAGUGGGUCAGCUUUUUAUCAUCAUCUCCACAAGCGAGGCUACCACGAUGUCUGGGCGGCGUUGGAAAGAAGCCAUUGCUCAGUCUGCUACGGACGUUCUUUCGGUUUCUGACCCCCUUGUCGUCCUGGGGGCCCCGUCCAAUAGCUAUGCUCACUACGUGGCCACGGAGGAAGAAUACGGGGUGCAGCGCUACGAGGGUGCUUCGACUCUGUAUGGGCCCAGCACACUGGCGGCGUAUGUCAACCUGACUCUUACGUAUCUGCCGUACCUCGGGCAAUCCCCCAACACAGCCAGUUUACCGUCAUUGUCUACCGGCCUGGCGCCUCCCAUCAACACCGACAAUUCACUCAGUUUUAUCCCGUCGGUGGUCUAUGAUGGGUCGCCGGUGGGGAAAGCCUUUGGGGAUGUUGUGUUGUCGGCGGCAAAUACCACUUACGGGCCCGGUGAUGUCGUGAAUGUCACGUUUGUUGGGGCCAAUCCUCGGAACAACCUGCGAUUGGAAUCCACAUUUGCGGCCGUGGAAAAGUACGACUCCAGUAAUGGAACGUGGGAGGUAGUGCGCACCGACAGUGAUUGGAACCUUUUGUAUAACUGGGAGAGGACGAGUACCAUCCUGGGGUACAGCGAGGUGACGCUCCAGUGGCAGAUUGAGGAUGACUAUUACAAUACUGGGAACCCCAAUCCUGUGGAGGGCGGAACCUAUCGGUUUCAUUAUUAUGGCGAUUCGAAGAAUGUGCUAGGCACGAUAUCAUCGUUUGAGGGGACCAGUGAGGCGUUUACGGUCGCUGUCAGCUGAAGUGGCCUGUUGACAUCCGAUGGGUGUGCGCUAUAGGAACGGAAUAUAUGCAUCUUAAAUUGCAUCGUUUGCGUAGUCUUCCAGUGAUGUCUAGCAUGGCCAAGGUGGCGGCUUAGUUCUGCGUGAGGCGUUUCGACAGCAGGAUGUAUUGGAGGACUGGGCCAGCUCCAUUCUGCUUCACGGGUGUGCAGAAGAGCGGGUUGCCAAUCGAGCUGCAAAUCCUGGGCCGUUCUUUGUCGCGCGCCAACUCGACUCACGACAGCCAAUUGUUCCACUUUGUGUCCCACCAACACUUGCUG
Molecule: messenger RNA, 2771 nt
Organism: Aspergillus ibericus CBS 121593
Lineage: Eukaryota; Fungi; Ascomycota; Eurotiomycetes; Eurotiales; Aspergillaceae
Product: neutral/alkaline ceramidase
Exons: 2
Coding region: 178-2472 (764 amino acids)
Biological process (GO): sphingosine biosynthetic process; long-chain fatty acid biosynthetic process; ceramide catabolic process
Cellular component (GO): extracellular region
Molecular function (GO): N-acylsphingosine amidohydrolase activity
Source: RefSeq, a predicted model, not a curated record